GCAGUACGAAUAUCAGAAGUAAUGAAAGUAAAAGCCAUGUCUGAAUUUUGUUUUCGUUUCUUAAAUAUAUUUCAUUUAAAGGAAUUUAGCAUGAAUACUCCUACUGGGAAUGGCAACACUAAAUAGAACGGAUUGUUUUGGUGUUUUUGGUUUCGUCCCGAAAAUUCUAAAAUGUGGUGAAGACAGCUAUCUUAUUGUGAUUUGCGAUUGGAAGUGAUAGAUUAUUUCAUAAGGCAUGGAUGUUGAAAGAACUGAUAAUUUUUUGCCUGUUCUAAAUUUAACUGAGGAUGUAGAGAAGCUUGCUUUGUAUUACUCAGCAUUACGAGCAUAUACUGCUGAUCAUGAGCGAGUUUUGCUUUCUAUACAAAGGCGGUUAAAAGCUGGUAGAAAACAGAUUGAUCUUUGCUCACGAGAAUCAAAAGCAAUAGAAUUAAAGUUGAAUGCAGUGGAACUGAAAAUAACUGAAACUGUGUUGUUAAAUCAAGAAUCAGAAACAGUCAUUUCUUUCUUGUGUACCUGGGACUUUGAGUAUUUCACACCUUUAACUUUGGAAGUAUUUCCACCUUUAACUAUUGGAAGGGAAGCUUGGCAGUAUUUAGGUUCAAGCCAAGCAAAGAAUGAGCAGGAUCAUGCUGCUAUAGCAGCUCUGAAAAGGUGCUUGGAGUUGGAUCCUGAUGAUUUAAAUGCGUUAAUGUCUUUAGCAGUUAGUUACACAAAUGAAACACUUCAAGUUCAAGCAUGUGAAACAUUGGUGAAGUGGCUGUUAAAAAAUCCAAAAUACACCCACUUAGUUAAAUCUAACUUUGUUGAUGACUCUUGGCCAGUAUCAUCUAUAUUACCAAGUAACAAAAGGGAAGCGGCCAAAGAAAUGUUUAUUGAAGCAGCUCGAAUGAACCCUACUGAUCCAGAUCCUGAUGUUCAGAAUGGUCUAGGUGUUCUCUUUAACCUCUCCAGUGAAUAUGGCAAAGCAGUAGAUUGUUUUAAAGCUGCUUUGCAAGUAAGACCAGAUGAUAGUUUGCUUUGGAACCGAAUUGGGGCAACCUUAGCUAAUAGUAAUAGGCCUGGAGAAGCUAUUGAAGCUUAUUAUCAUGCUUUAGAACUCUAUCCAGGCUUCAUUCGUGCUCGUUUCAAUUUGGGUAUCAGCUGUAUCAAUCUUGGUGCUGCUAAAGAAGCAGCUGAGCACUUUUUGUCUGCACUUAAUCUACAGAAUGCUGGAAGAGGUCCACAAGGGAAGUCAUCUAAAGCUGCUAUGUCAAGCAAUAUUUGGUCUACUCUGCGUAUUGUAAUGACACUCAUGAAGAGGAUGGAUUUAUACCAAGCUGUUGACAACAAAGAUCUUGAUUUGCUCAAUAAAGAAUUUGGGAUGGAAGUCUAAUUAAAAUAUAUAAAAAUUCAAUUAUAUUUAUUUGUAGUUUAUCCAUCAUAGACUAUUCAGUUAUUUGAAUUUCUUCUCCAUAAAGAAGAAAUUAUUUACAAACGUAACAUACAAAUUAUUUACAUACUGUAUUUGCUUGCCUCUAUAGUAACCUUCCAAAGAUUUAUAUGAUCUAGUAUUAUUUCUAUAUUCUUCUUUUGCUCUUUAUUAUUGUGUAACUCCUGCAUAAAAUUUCAAUUCCAAUAAUAAAUUUUCAUUGUUUUUUACCAAUUUUGGAAUUGUUGCUUCCCCGCCCCCCAGAAUGUUUUUUUUUAUAUAUAUACAAUCUAUGACGCGAGAGAAAUAUUAGCUUCUUAAAACAUUCUUUCUAGGAGAAUUAAUAUAAAAAUUUAUAUUUAAUAUAUAUAUUUUUUUAAAGCUGGGACUUGAACCAAACUGUAAAACUUUUAAAGUUUAAUUUACAUGGUGGUUAUAAUUAAAGUCCCACUUUGAAAUGGUCAUAAUCCCCCAGAAUGUAUUUACAUGGCAAAAUUUUUGUAUAUAUCUGCUGAACUUAUUGAAGACUGGUAAUUCUGUUAAAAUUUUAAUUUUGAUAAAAUGAACUAAUUACAUUGAUUGGUCCCAUUUGUAAGCACAAGCCAGUUUCAGCAAAGCACGUUCUAGAAUACUGGUAGGGUAAAUUUAUUAGUUUACAUAAUAUAAGUAUUCAAAAAUAUAAAUUCAAGUUAUAAAAAUUAUUGAUUGAAUUCAUGUGAAAAGUAAAUAAUUACUAAAUAAUUAAUAGGUUUAAAAGUUCUUUAUAAGGAAUGUUAUUCUUAAAGUCAGUACAUUAUUUGACAUUUUAUCAGCUAUUGCUUCAUAAUUAGGACCAGUGUGAUGAAAUCCCUGCUCAUAAGCAAUCAAGUUGUUCAUAUUGAAGUUGAUUUGUGUACUUUUAUUUUGUGAUAUUAAUUAUUGAAAACAGUGAUUCACAAAAAUAUAUGGAAUCGAAAAGCGAUUUUAUCUAGUAUGAUGCUCUUGAUUGAUGUAAACAAAUACACUUAUAUUUCUGAGGUAAGCUGCUAAGUAUUUAAAAAAGUUAUAUUUUAUUGAAAAAUUAAAUAUUUUUAUCAUAGUCACAGGACAGCCGGCACACAUAAAACUGUUGACAGUUGCAAUGGUACCUGCGGGCUUUAGAGUUGACGACCCCUGUUCUACAUGAAGAUUUUAGAGCAGUUAGCCUCAGUGUCUUUGAAAUAGUCUAUUUUCUAGCUACUGUUGAAAUUUAUUAUAAUGUUUAAAAUCAAACUUAUGUUGCAUUUCUGUAUAAUGGUAUCUUGUAAAUAAGUUUAACUAAUAAAAUUAGUAAUAUUAUUUAAUGAAA
Stegodyphus dumicola is the source of this 2738-nucleotide messenger RNA. Its product is annotated as peroxisomal targeting signal 1 receptor-like. Gene Ontology annotation, molecular function: protein binding. Gene Ontology annotation, biological process: protein import into peroxisome matrix, docking. The record is from RefSeq and is a predicted model, not a curated record. Gene Ontology annotation, cellular component: peroxisomal membrane; cytosol. NCBI's taxonomy places the organism in Eukaryota, Metazoa, Arthropoda, Arachnida, Araneae, Eresidae.